This is a messenger RNA of Pelagomonas calceolata, 1538 nucleotides long. Lineage: Eukaryota; Pelagophyceae; Pelagomonadales; Pelagomonadaceae. The record is from the annotation of a GenBank genome assembly.
GCAAGUCCGGGCAAACGCGGCGCCUGUUGAGCCGCUAUUGCGCGCAUCUAUCAGAUAGUAGCUGUUAAGUGAUCACUUACUGGCCAGCGACCACCGGAGCCCAUCGCAACGCGGCAACAAUGCGGCCCAGCACUCUGCUCCUGGCGCUUGCAGCAGCAGACGCCACGCGGCGGCUCGGCGGCGGCGCGCCGUCGAUCCGAGCAGACGCCACGCGCUGGCUCGGCGGCGCGCGAGGCGGCAGCACGCUCACAAGCCGUAAGCUCUUCGCCACGGAGGAGCUCGAGCACCCCUUCUCCGCGCUCGCGGCCUUCCUCUGCGAAGCGCCUGAAUUAGGCGAAAAGGGUCCGAAGCGCGUGCGGCGAGCGUUGCUGGCGCUGUCGACGUCCACCAAAACCGUGAAGUUCGUGGACGGCGCGACGCACCACGCCAUCAAGAUGGGGGCGAGCGCGGCGUCAGGGGCGACGGUGGCGGAGCGCGUCGCCGCUGCACGCGACGUGGCGGGGCGAGGUCCUAGAGCCCUAAAAAAGCGCGCGUCGGCGGCGUGCCGGGCGCGCAUGGCGCUCGAGGCCUUAGAAGCGUGCGAGCUCUGCCGACGAGCGCCGGAAGGUGAUAUUGUAGAGACGUCGCAAGGCGCCUGCGAGGUGUGUGUCGUCGAGGAAGACGCGAGGUGUGUUAUCUCGAUCCACUGGCGGAGCGGCGCCACCAAACUCGUGACCGCGCUGGACGCGGAUGCUUGUGAUAUUGUCACGCCGGACUUUCAACGGGCGCGCGCGUCCGCCGCGUUACUAGAACUCGCCGAGGACGUCGUUGACAGUCUCCAGAAAACGCUAUCAUCGCUGAAAAACGGCACCGAGGUCGUAUUGGUGGGCCACGGCGGCGGCGGCGCCGUCGCGGCGUUGGCGGCGUCUCUCUUGAGUGGUGUUGUAAGGCGGCCACCUACUCCACCAAAGAAGCCGCAGCAGCAGCUCGGGGACCUCAACCUCGCCCAGAAGCGCGAGCCGCCGCGGCCGCCGCCCUUUCCUUCCCAAAAAAUCCGGUGCGUGAGCGUCGGCUGCGCGCCUUGUUUAUCGGCAAAAGCAGCUCGAAGCUGGGACCCGCGCCGCGCGCGGUGCACCACGGUACUUUUGGGAGACGACUGUAUCGGCAGGUGCUCGCCGUCGGCGCUGCGGCGGCUGCGGAAGCGAUUGAGGCGGUUCCUGCCGGCGUCGGCGGGCGGGGCGUUGGGCGCGGUGCGACUGGGUGCGGCUCUAGCAGGCUCGGCCUUCGAGCAGGGCAUGGGCGCCGCGGGCCGCGCCGUGACGGACGAGCAGCGGACUAAGCUCACGGACGACGACGAGCUGCGCUUGCCGGGCGACGUGUUCUUCCUGAAGCCGCGGGCGGACGGCGCCGUCGGCGUGUAUCGGGGCGGCGCGGGCCGCGCGCGCGAGGAGCUCCUCUGGCAGCUGAACGACGUGCUGCUGUCGAAGAGCAUGCUCGCGCACGCGACGCUGGACGCCUACAUCUCGGCUUUAGAUAGGAUCUAAGGUUGUUCACAACAA